This is a messenger RNA of Naegleria lovaniensis, 564 nucleotides long. RefSeq lists its product as uncharacterized. The record is from RefSeq and is a predicted model, not a curated record. The transcript has a single exon. Lineage: Eukaryota; Heterolobosea; Eutetramitea; Acrasida; Naegleriidae. The coding region runs from base 1 to 564 and encodes 187 amino acids.
AUGAACAGAAUCAAAUCAAAAGGACAUCACAAAUCCAAGAAGGUUCUCACACUACUAUGGACAUAUCGUGAUAAAUUCACAAAGAAUGCGACCCUUAUUAAUCGUCGAGUAUUAACACUCGCUGAUGGAAAUAGAGCCCUAAUGAUUGGUGAACAAGAAAGAAUUAUAACAUUGGAUUACCAUCAUGGAACUGUAUUGCAUAGAAUUUAUAUUCCUUUUUUCCCACUUCAUGCAAUUGUAAUGGAUCCACCCAAUGAUGGAAAUUUAUUGAUUUCUCGUGCGAAUAUCAUUGGAAAAUUUUCUCAAGAAGGAAUUGAAGAUACGAGCUUGAAAUGUGUGAUAACAUCAUCAGAGCGCUUUCCUGUGAUUUCUUCUUUAAUCUAUGACAGAGUCACAGGUAUCAUCCUGACGAGUGUUCAAAACGAAAUUCAAAUACACGACUCGUCUGGUACCACGCUUUUGAGAACAAUGAACUUUCAAAGUGUCAUUGUUGGAGUUUGUCUCAAUGAGUACACUGGAGUGUUACUCGUUGCUUGCAAAACCUGUUUGAACGUUUUCAAGUAG